This is a messenger RNA of Acanthochromis polyacanthus (spiny chromis), 1495 nucleotides long. RefSeq lists its product as uncharacterized. The record is from RefSeq and is a predicted model, not a curated record. Lineage: Eukaryota; Metazoa; Chordata; Actinopteri; Pomacentridae.
AAGCCAUUUAUAAUUAUUGUUGCACUUUAUUAAAUACUAAUUUCUGCUACUAUGUACAACUAAGCAAGAAAAGGUAAAAACAGAGCAAUGUAAUGUGCUUUUAGUAACUAAAGGGAUGGUGUGAAUGGUGGCUGUCAAGGUGGAUGAACAGAUGAUCAAGAUGCAUGAAAUGUUCUAGUUUUUCAUCUGUUGCACAAGUGUGCCAUCCAUCCUCUGUUCUUGCUUGGAAAAAAAAAUCACUGAAGCCAUAAAGGAAGUGGUUUGAAUAGUGGCGCGAUGUGGGAACAAAUCAGUAAAUACAACGUGGAAGUGGGCGUUUGUGUGGGCGUUUACAAAAUGCAACAGGCGCUUAAGACCUGGUUGUCAAACUUCUUCCUGCCUGAGAGAAGCCAGUUCUUGGGAAAGCCUUUCCUUAACCACAAACUGACUUGUCUGAUCAUAUUCUUAACUAACUCCCAGAUCCAAGUCAGAAAUUCAAGCUUAAGGAUAGUCUGCCAACAGGGCGUGUUCUCAUACAAUAGCUGGAAAUACUUUCGAGUUUCAUUCCUCUUACGGCAGCAUCAUGACUGGCAGAGGGAGAGGAAAACCAUGCAAGGCGAAAAGUCCUGAUGCUGAAGGAGCCAAGAGCAAAACUAGACUUGACAAAACUAAACAAGAAACUCUUCCUAGCAGUCCAGACGAUACAGAGAAGGAGAAUGAAACUGCAAAAAAACGGAAACCAAAGCAGAAGCAGGUAAACCACGGUGAUGUGACGCCAUCUGUACAGAAUGCCAGAGAAGAAACAAACCUGACGACAAAAAAAGAAGGCAUGAAGACUCCUGCAAAAGGCACAAUUGCUAAAGCUUGUGCUGACAGGACCAAGCCAACGGAGCGAUUUGCAGCGGAAAUCAAGACGGAAGCUGAGACACCUACACGAACCCUAAAAACAUGCGGUGGGAAAGCCAAAGCAGGAGAACAACAUCCAGAGGUGAUGACUAAGAUGAAGCCAGACAUACCAAAUGACACUACAAAGGCAUCGGCGCCUAAAGCAAAACCAUGUGGUGGUAAGGCAAAACCACGAGUAAAAUUUGCUGAGGAGACACCAGCGAUGCAGCUGGAACUAGCAGAACAGAAAGCCAGAAAGGUUCCUGAAAAGGAAAAGCUCGGAAAAGCCAAAACACGCGCAGACGAAGCAAAACUGAUAGAAGAAUCCAUUGAGAGGGCGAUCAAGACGCAGCUGGAGACACCAAAGGACAAAACUGCAGUGGACUCUGUCCUCAACGCAACUCUGAAAACCCUGAAGAUUAAAAAGAACGACAGAUCAAAAGCAUCGCAAGUCGUCAAUGAAAUAACAGCUAAUAUUAUCAAGCAUUUAAAAGAGAACACGCAAUGCUUUAAAGAAGUAGAAGAACCACUACGCUCCGGGAGCUACUAUGAAAAUUUAAAGCAAGAUAUUCUUGUCCAAAUGCCUUCAAUUAAAAAUCUGCUGAAGACAAGUACAGUGGUUAGGAUGUGA